Chara braunii is the source of this 1488-nucleotide messenger RNA. The record is from the annotation of a GenBank genome assembly. Lineage: Eukaryota; Viridiplantae; Streptophyta; Charophyceae; Charales; Characeae.
GCAUGGAUGGACUGCGCCACGCUCCGAACGAAUGACAAGUACCUGCCCCGCACACAGUGAAGUCGCAGCAGGGUCCGCGCGCAUCAGCGGUGGAUGGUCGUCGAUGUCAAACCGCACAAUGCUGACCCAACCCGACGUGAUGGACGAGCCCGCUUGCAGAUCACCGAUGUGCGUCCAGGACCCACUGUGGAGAACAUCACACGAGGAGUGUCCAACAUGCGGGCACACAACAAUGGCAACGACGACGACGCCGGUGACGGUGACCAUGCCAACGAAGGGUUCCGGGAGGACGCGGAUGCAUGGGACGUCGACGACGACAUUCAUAUUCGGCCUUUGGGGAAGACGGCUGGGAGGGGGAAAGGACGCAGCAGAGGUGUUGUUUGUGGUCGAUCCGUUGGCCGUAGCGGCAGAGGAGACAUAAGCGACGACGGCGGGAAGUCUGCGACGUACAGGUCUACGGACGACCAACUGCUCCUGGAGUGGAAGUGGGACGGCAUCGCCAAGCGGAUGGCAAAGGCGGGGAGGCCUAGAGACGCCGACGACUGCAUGAAGAAGUGGGAUAAUCUGUUCCAAAACUACAAGAAGAUACAAAGGUUUCAGAAUGCCAGUGGCGAGGCAGACUUCUUCAGGCUAUCAAAUGACGAAAGGAAGGAGAACAACUUCAAGUCUUGGAUGGACAGGGUGCUGUACAACGAGAUCCAUAGAGGCAUGUUGGGGAACCACACAAUUUUCCUUCCCAACGUCGCCGACACCGGCAGUUCGGACGGGGUGCAGCUGCCCAGGCAAGGAGCGGCUGGUGGGGAGUCUGUUGGUAGUGAGGCCGGCGGUGAUGGCUGCCCUGAAGAACGUUCUUCGGCGAGGGACUCCGACAACAAAGUAGGCAGUGGGGGUGCAGGCGGGAAGCGGAAGAACGCACGUCAACAGGCGUUGGAGUCGAUCGCUUAUGUCAUGGACCACCAUGGCGAACUGAUGUCGUCGACGAUCGAUUCCUCUAGCAAGCGACAAUGCAGCAUUUUGACGAGGCAAUACGAUGAUGCCACCUGCGCUGACAACGACGAUGAUGCUACUGCCGCUAAUGCUGAUGCUGAUGCUGCUGCUGCUGAUGCUGAUGCUGAUGUUGCUGAUGAUGAUGAUGAUGAUGAUGACGAUGAUGAUGAUGAUUAUGAUGGUGAUCAUGAUGAUGAUGAUGAUGGUGAUGAUGGUGGUGAUGAUGAUGAUGAUGAUGAUGCYGAUGAUGAUGAUGAUGAUGAUGAUGAUGAUGAUGAUGAUGAUGAUGAUGAUGAUGAUGAAGACGAUGAUGAUGAUGAUGAUGAUGACGAUGAUGAUGAUGAUGAUGGUCAUCGCGAGAACGAUGGUGAAGCUAACCGCCAUAAUCAUGACGAUGAUGACGAAGAUGAUGACGCAGUAGUCGAUCCAUGAUGGCGUCGUUCACGUGGCGACGAUACCGCCACUGGCAGAGGCCGUGCUCUCGCCUGCCAUCACUUUGCA